Messenger RNA from Capronia coronata CBS 617.96, 1680 nucleotides. RefSeq lists its product as uncharacterized. Lineage: Eukaryota; Fungi; Ascomycota; Eurotiomycetes; Chaetothyriales; Herpotrichiellaceae. The coding region runs from base 1 to 1680 and encodes 559 amino acids. The transcript has a single exon. The record is from RefSeq and is a predicted model, not a curated record.
AUGGCAGACAAGUUUCUCGGGUUGCUGCUACUGUUCAUGUGCGCCUCGAGGACCAAUUCUUGCGACUUCGAACAGCUCUCUAUACUCGGCUUGCAGUGGGUGCACAAACGGAGCCCAUCGCUAUCGACAAUGAAGGCCGGACCAGCAUGGUACUGGACUUCGCGUAACCACCCCAGCCACGUACCUUCGGCGAGUCUCUCUCAUGAUUGUGAAACAGACAUGUUCAAUCAUGGUCAUGGCCGCAAACAGUGCGUGCGGCAUAUUGGCCCUCCCACAUGCUCGCAGUGGCUAGACGGCGCUUUCGCAGGAAGCCCCUUUAGACCAGCAUUCGGAGACUCUCCUGUUCAGUCAGUCUACUCUACGCCCGCGAUUCAACAAGAUGAUACUGGCGACCAUGUCAACGGGGUACCGUCGUCUCCCACACAGCGACAUUCAACGGAUCCAGAACCGGCGUCGACGUGGUCUUCGCAAAGUCCUCCACAUGCUUCUCCCGAGCAAAGGCGACCACCAUCUCUCGCAGAACCGUUUUCGGACAGCGAGGAAUCUGGUAGCUUGCGACAAGAUUCACCUAACCACGAGGUUCAUGGCGCGGCAACAGGUGCCGUUGUCGUCCAUGGCCAAGGCCAUCAGGUAGCUAUACCUGGUCGAUCUGGACCCGGAGCACUGCUUGCGGCUAGUUUGAACCCAGACUCUGAACCCUUUGUCCCUACUGGGUCGUCCUCAGAUCGCUUCACACAACCAGACUGCCCACGAGAAAACAUCCGUACCAACCAACAUGGUCCUCAGAUAGGUCCUCAUCUGGCUCUGGUUCCCCGAUGUAGAUCAAGAGAGGUCCUCACCACGACUCCACCACCUGCGUCUCUACAGAACUACAUAUGCUCGCUUCCUCUUCCUCAAGGCCGUGGCCAUGCCUCGUCUCUAUUUCACAACACAGAACUUGAGUUGAUGCACCACCAUCUCCCGUUCGAGCACAUCCCUCUCCGAUUCACCAUGUCUCCUCCUGCAAGUCUCCCCGUCUCGCCCGAUCACGGCCUCAUGAUGACUUCCCAUCGAGGCUCCUCUUCAGCCAGCAGUAUCAGCAGUGUCAGUCUCAGCGACGACGACACUAAGAGUAAUGCGUUCCGCGAGAAUGAAUGCUACCAAGCACAAAACGAAGAGUUGGCAGCACUCGUCAAAGACAGCAUACCGCUUCCGCUUCAUUCACUGGAGAAGACUGUCCCUCCUGCAGCGACGCUGGAAUACCCACGCCUCCAAGCCCUGAACCCAUGGGUGCCGUCUUCUUCGCAUCCAACGUCCACUAUCGAACCGUCAUUCGUACCUGUUUCUGCAGCGCUCAUGGCUCCGCGACGCCAAUAUCAAUUUUUCAACCCGAUAAAUGGUUUCAUUCCAGGCUAUGUUCCUCCCUGCGGCAUGAGGCCACCACCAGGACUUUUCCCCAUCGCGUACACCAACGGUAUUUCCUGUCAUUGCAUCCAAGACGCCGAGGUUUCCUCCUCUGCACCGCGACAAGUCCUGGCCACGUUCCACACAAACGGCGGAUGGCGCCCCGCCGCGCCCGGAACUUUCACGACCUCAAGGUUCGGCGCUAUUGGGGAACACCUUGCGCCUAGCAAUGUACCGCAGAAUCAUAUCUGUGCUGGCCAAGCAGGAGAGGUUCCGUUGAGAGGAUGGAUGGGCUGA